Molecule: messenger RNA, 771 nt
Organism: Conger conger (European conger)
Lineage: Eukaryota; Metazoa; Chordata; Actinopteri; Anguilliformes; Congridae
Product: actin-related protein 2/3 complex subunit 4-like
Exons: 6
Coding region: 129-635 (168 amino acids)
Biological process (GO): Arp2/3 complex-mediated actin nucleation; actin filament polymerization
Cellular component (GO): actin cytoskeleton; Arp2/3 protein complex
Molecular function (GO): actin filament binding
Source: RefSeq, a predicted model, not a curated record
AAGUUUACAAGUUUCCCCGUGAAAACUGCACGUGGUAUAUCCAAUAGAAUGCUGAGGUUCACGGAAGAAUCAUUUUACGCAGGCGUGGCGAGUGUACUUCCGUCUUCUUCCCCUGCGAAUACAGAGAAAUGACUGCAACUCUACGCCCCUACCUGAACGCCGUGCGUGCCACUCUGCAGGCCGCCCUAUGCCUGGAGAACUUCUCCUCUCAGGUGGUGGAGCGCCAUAACAAGCCUGAGGUGGAGGUUCGGAGCAGUAAGGAGCUGCUGCUCCAGCCUGUCAUCAUCAGCCGCAAUGAGAAGGAGAAGGUUCUGAUCGAGGGCUCCAUCAACUCUGUCCGUGUCAGCAUCGCUGUCAAGCAGGCGGACGAGAUCGAGAAGAUCCUGUGCCAUAAAUUCAUGCGCUUCAUGAUGAUGCGAGCUGAGAACUUCUUCAUCCUCAGACGGAAAUCUGUGGAGGGGUAUGACAUCAGCUUCCUCAUCACCAACUUCCACACAGAGCAGAUGUACAAGCACAAGCUGGUGGAUUUUGUCAUCCAUUUCAUGGAGGAAAUCGACAAGGAGAUCAGCGAGAUGAAGCUGUCUGUCAACGCCCGUGCCCGCAUAGUCGCAGAGGAGUUCCUCAAGAACUUCUGAGACAAUAUUCCAACAUCCAUCAUGCUGAUUACAUGACGUGGCGUCACACUGGUUUCCUGAAAUGUGGGAGUGGAAAUAACGGCCACAAAGAGAGGGCGGACAAACUCACAUGUAAGCAGCCAAUCGCAAGGAGAAC